AUGCCGUUCACCAAGUACGAGCAAGAGGGAGUUCAUACUUUGCUUCAGUUCUAUAAUCCUUCCCUUCGCUGCUUCACGUUCACCGACUAUCUUUUGGUUCCAACAUUGGAAGAGUAUUCCCUAUUUCUUGGCGUUCCUAUAAAGAAGGAAGUACCAUACUAUGGCACCAUGAAGGCCCCUGAUUCCAUUGAAAUUGCUAAGGCUCUUUAUUUGAGCAAAUCGGUCGUGGAAGCAAAUCUCACUAAGAAGGGAGGAGGUCUUGGUUUUUGCAUGGAGUUUCUGGUCAAAAGGGGUUGUGAGGCUGCUGAAGCAAAGGAAUGGGACACAUUUAGGGCUAUCCUGGCUCUAGGUAUCUAUGGUAUCAUGAUGUUCUCGAACAUUUCUAACUUUGUUGACAUGAAUGCAAUUCAUAUGUUCAUUCUGCAGAAUCCGGUUCCUACACUUUUGAGGGAUGUUUAUCACUCCAUUCAUCACAAGAGUAGUCAGAAGGGAGGUCUGGUUAAAUUCUGUGCUCCGUUGCUAUAUCGUUGGUUCAGGUCACAUUUUCCUGAGCGUGGCGCUUUCGUUGAUAAUAGGCACACAUCUAAGUGGGCUGAGAGGAUUAUGGGGCUUAGGGCCAAAGAUAUUGUCUGGCACAACAGAUCCUUAGAUGACAUGGAAGUUAUUAUGAGUUGCGGAAAGUUCAAAAAUGUACCUCUCAUGGGUCUUAGAGGUGGAAUCAACUAUAAUCCCGUCCUGGCUAGGAGAACGUUUGGAUACGCUUUUGUAAGUCCUCCUGAACAAACAGAGAUUACUGAGAAUAUUUUCUAUCAUUCAGCCACUGACAGUGGGCAGAUGGCAGAAGCUGUACAAGCCUGGAAGAGUAUUUGUUGGAGAGAUAAGAAACAUUUUGGUCAGCGAGAUUGUGCUACUUAUGAGGAUUAUACUAAGUGGGUCGAAUCUGUGGUUGCUGUUCAAGGGAUGCCCUUCCCUCCCAAGGAUCCUUUAUACCCCCCUGCUGGUAAACAACCCAACAUUGUCUCCAUGCCUCGUUAUAAUCGAACUGUUGAGCAAAAUCGAAAGUUGACUGAACAGGUGGAAACAAUGCAAGUUAAGAUGAAUACUGCUAGAGGAAGUACUUCUCAGAAAAGGCCAAGAGUGACUAUAGACCCUAAAUCUACUGAAUCUCAAGAGAAGAAGCUGAAAGAACAUUACGAGGCUCAGUUGGCAGAUUUGACUGAAAGACUCCAGAUUCAGACUAAAGAAGCCAAUUCAGAAAGGGCUCGUCGAAAGAAAGCAGACAAACUCUUGUUGGAACGCCAAGGAACCUUAGAAAAGUGCUAUGAAGAAAUCCGAAAGCUGAAGGGUCAAGUAGAAGAAAAAGGUCAAGGUAGUACCCAAGCUCAAGAGGAAGCCAGAUGUUGGGAGUUAAAGAACCGCUACAUGGAAACAAUGUAUUUCAGAAAGGACCUGCUGAUUCAAGAAAUCAUUAAGAGGCCAACCCGUGCUGAGACUAAAAAUCUUUUUGAAGAAAUGAAGACCUGGAGCUAUAAGAACAUUGGAGACAGCCCCCUUCGUCAUUUGGACAUGGGAGAUCCUGCUUAG
This is a messenger RNA of Vicia villosa (hairy vetch), 1584 nucleotides long. RefSeq lists its product as uncharacterized. Lineage: Eukaryota; Viridiplantae; Streptophyta; Magnoliopsida; Fabales; Fabaceae. The record is from RefSeq and is a predicted model, not a curated record. The coding region runs from base 1 to 1584 and encodes 527 amino acids. The transcript has 2 exons.